CUUCUCGCGAGAGAAAGAAAAAAACUGGAGUAAAAUUGAAGGGAAUGAUGGUACGAAGUUCUCUUCUCGCGAGAUUUGUUAGCGGCCAUCUUGCUCUUGCCCCUGACAAGUCUCAGGUCGGGGUCACAGGGACGCCAAGACCGGUUCCUGGACCUUUGUUGACCAUGUUGUCCCGGGUAGUACUUUCUGCUGCCGCCACAGCGGCACCCUGUCUGAAGAACGCAGCCCUCCUAGGACCAGGGGUUGUGCAGGCAACAAGGGUCUUUCACACAGGGCAGCCAAGAUUUGCUCCUGUACCUCCUCUUCCUGAAUAUGGUGGAAAAGUUCGUCUUGGGCUGAUACCUGAGGAAUUCUUCCAGUUCCUUUAUCCUAAAACUGGUGUAACAGGACCCUACAUGCUUGGAACUGGGCUUAUCUUGUAUUGUCUGUCCAAAGAAAUAUAUGUGAUUAGCCCAGAGACCUUCUCUACCAUAUCUGUAGUAGGGCUGCUUAUCUAUGUAAUUAAAAAAUAUGGUGCCUCUAUUGGAGAGUUUAUUGAUAAAAUCAAUGAGGAAAAAAUUGCCCAGCUAGAAGAGGUAAAGCAAGCUUCCAUAAAACAAAUCCAGGAUGCUAUUGAAUUGGAGAAGUCCCAGCAGGCACUUGUUCAGAAGCGUCACUACCUUUUUGAUGUCCAGAGGAAUAAUAUUGCUAUGGCCUUGGAGGUUACUUACCGGGAACGGCUGCAUAGAGUAUAUAAAGAAGUAAAGAAUCGCCUGGACUACCAUAUUUCUGUGCAGAAUAUGAUGCAGCGAAAGGAACAAGAACACAUGAUAGGCUGGGUGGAGAAGCAAGUGGUGCAGAGCAUCUCUGCACAGCAGGAGAAGGAGACAAUUGCCAAGUGUAUUGCAGAUCUAAAGCUGCUUGCAAAGAAGGCUCAAGCACAGCCCAUUAUGUAAAUGUAUCUAUCCCAGUUGAGACAGCCAGAAACAGUUGACUAAAUGGAAACUAGUCUGUAUAACAAAACCUUCCCAUAUUGUUGUAUACUAAAAUUACAGUUUUACUUUUCCUAAAAAUGAAAAGCUUGGGAUUUCAUUAAGUGAGACCUAACUAUGUUGGUCAGUCAGAUGUUUCUCAUCCUUACUUUGCAUUUUGAGUUGUUCUGUGAUCAUUUUUAAAUAAACACUUUGUUUUUAUUAAAACUUAUUACCUGACUAAAGUUUACCAAGUUCCAGGUUAAAUUUGUAAUUAGUUCUAUGAUCUUGCAAUAAAGGACAAUUGAAACAGUG
Messenger RNA from Cavia porcellus (domestic guinea pig), 1265 nucleotides. It is a transcript of the gene Atp5pb, whose product is annotated as ATP synthase peripheral stalk-membrane subunit b. Gene Ontology annotation, molecular function: proton-transporting ATP synthase activity, rotational mechanism. The transcript has 7 exons. Gene Ontology annotation, biological process: proton motive force-driven ATP synthesis. NCBI's taxonomy places the organism in Eukaryota, Metazoa, Chordata, Mammalia, Rodentia, Caviidae. Bases 45 to 935 code for a protein of 296 amino acids. The record is from RefSeq and is a predicted model, not a curated record.